CUGGCCGCUGGUGGGCAUUGUGGCCGUGCAUGGACACCCAACCACACAAGAGGAAGACUUCUGUCCCCUCCUAGUCAUUCUGAACGACCAAGAACCCCAGAGUCCUGUCUCCAUCACUACACAGGAAGCUGAGGACUUCCUCCUAUUCUAUUGAGACCUUGAACCUUGAAAACAAAGACUCUAAACGCUCCAGAAACAAAGACUCUGUGGACAAAGCUCCUUGACACCAGCAGCCCACUGCCCUUAACAGCAAAGGGAAUACAGAAACCAUCUUCCUGGACCCGUGGGAGAAGCCAGGAUGGAAAACACCACGGUCCCAAAGAACUAUGAUGGGACCACAGAAAUUGACUAUGGGGAGGGUGCAACCCCAUGCAGUAAACAGGACUUGAGGGCUUUGGGGGCUCAGCUGCUGCCCCCAUUGUACUCCCUGGUGUUUGUCGUUGGCCUGGUCGGCAACAUCCUGGUGGUCCUGGUCCUCAUGCAGUACAAGAGGCUCAAGAGCAUGACCAGCGUCUACCUCCUGAACCUGGCCUUCUCUGACCUGCUCUUCCUCUUCACGCUGCCCUUCUGGAUUGACUACAGCCUGAAGGAUAACUGGGUGUUCGGCAACGGGAUGUGCAAGUUGCUGUCGGGGUUUUAUUAUGUAGGCCUGUACAGCGAGAUCUUUUUCAUCAUCCUGCUGACCAUCGACAGGUACCUGGCCAUCGUCCACGCCGUGUUUGCACUGCGGAUCCGGACCGUCACCUUUGGCGUCAUCACCAGCGGCAUUGUCUGGGCCCUGGCCUUCCUGGCUGCCAUCCCGGGCUUUUACUUUUCUAAGACGCAAGAGGAGUUCGGUCGUCGCACCUGCAGCCUUCACUUCCCUCAGGAACACCUGCAGCAGUGGAGGCAGUUCCAGGCCCUGAAGCUCAACAUCGCGGGGCUGAUUUUGCCCCUGGUGGUCAUGGUCGUGUGCUACACGGGGAUUAUCAGGAUCCUGCUCCGGCGGCCCAACGAGAAGAAGGCCAAGGCCGUCCGUCUGAUUUUUGUCGUCAUGCUCAUCUUCUUUCUCUUUUGGACGCCCUUCAAUCUGACUAUAUUUGUUUCUGCUUUCCAAAACACCAUCUUGUCCAGUCAGUGUAAGCAGAGCAAACAGCUGGACGUGGCCAUACAGGUGACGGAGAUGAUCGCCUACUCGCACUGCUGCAUCAACCCCAUCAUCUACGUCUUCGUCGGCCAGAGGUUCCGCAAGUACCUGCGCCAGCUGUUCCACCGGCUCCUGUCCGUGCCCCUGGGGAAGUGGCAGCCCUUCCUCCGCACCGACAGGCUGGAGAGGGCCAGCUCCAUGCCCCCCUCCACCGGGGAGCAGGAGCUCUCUAACGGGUUCUGACUCAGCCCCUGGCAAGAGUGGCCUGCCAGGCACGCUGACGGGGGAGGAGGCCGCUCAGAUUCCGACCCCUGGCGCAGCGCGGAGCGGGCACCGCCCGGGGGUGAGGUGGUCUACACGAAAUCACUUCCGUGGCUGGAGUCUUCUCCGUACACUUCUCCCUGGAGAUGAAUGAGUGAACUGGGACAUUGGAGAAGACGGGACAAAGGGUGAUGGGAAAGGUCUUUCACCCAAACAGGGUUGCAGGUUUGCGAAGGUCAACAUUUGCAAACAAAGUCACUGAGCAACCCCCUCCUGUCUCCUCCCCCACCCCAGCCUCCUCCCCCACCACCGAUGAACUUGGAAAUAGUGAUUUCUGCAGUUGACUCGGCCCACAGCCAUGCCCCGGCAUGAUCCCUGAUUGCAGGGUUUCGGCUCUUGGAAACCUUGAGGAACAAGGGACUCAUGACCUUGAGACCUAAUGGGAAAUAGGAAUAGGAAACUGCUGUUGCCCUGGAACUUCCCUUAGAGAAAAUUCUUGUAUUCACCAAAACCAAACCACGCAGGCAGCGGGCUAGACAAAGACCGUGCGUAUAAUGUGUGGUACUUCUGGCAACAGCCACAGAAGGAAGGGGAUCGUCACUCCGAUGACCGUGCCUUUCUUUCUGAGCAUUUUCACAAUCUCCCUUCCCUAUCAGUCGGGCGAUGCGGCAGGAAACAGCUUUAUUGCCGACAUGACCCAGGGGCCCAAGGACACGGGUUGAUUUUCUUCCUCCGGGUCUCUGGUUCGAUGGACCAGAGCUCUGCCCACCACCUCGCAUCCAUCCUCAGAAAACUGACCGGUGCGCCCGCUGAUGGCAUCUGAGGCUGGAACAGAGGAGCAGACCAGGCGGGUGGGCUGGGGACUCUGCCUUCAUGUAGGAGGUGGAGAAGGCCCUUCCCCCAAAGAAACGUAUUUCCCCUCAAUGUCCCUAACACUUCACCUCCCAGCAAGGACCUCCUAUUUCUCAUGUCUCUGUUCCCUUGUUCCUCAGACUUAGAUUUCCUUAAAACUCCAUUUCCUAGUAGCAAAAACUAUUUCUAAAAAUGCUUAACACAAAGGGAACAAACCCAGACAUCAAGAUCACCCAUAAGCCCCACUACCCAAAGGCAGCCACUGUAUAUGUUCGAUGUGCUUUCUUUCAGCUUGUUUCUUCUCUUGGUGCAUGUUGAUGACUGUAACGAAGAUGGACUUCUGUACUCCCCGGCUCCCUCUGGACUCCCUUCUGCCCUGGUUGUUUUUAAGUAGUAGGAUGUUCGAUCGCUUUUCCGGGGCAAUACAUUAUUUCAAAGCUUUGUUUUUGGUGUCUGCGCUGAAUUCCAUGGCAGGAAUGCACUUGAAUGGACUCAUGACGCCAUUAUCACUUGCACAAAUCAAUUCAAUCACACAUGGCGACUGAAGAUCAGCUCCUGUCAAAGUAGACCCUGGGAGACACAGGUACAGGAUUGGGGGGAGGGGGUGCUGGGAAUGUUCUGGAAGAGCCCUGUGCUCAGUGAGGUGGACACACGCCAACAGAGCCCAGGUUGGGGGGUGCGGUGCUGUCGAGCCUAUAGUGCCAGAACAGCCAACGGGAGAAAGGCCCUUGGGGACAGAAAGCACGCUAAGGGGCUGGGUGUCCUACCUAACAACACCACACCACCACUGGGCUGGCCUCUCUCCUUCUGGACACCAGUGUGCUCUUACCAAGCCACCCUCCUAUUCAGGCGGGGACCUGCUAU
Phyllostomus hastatus (greater spear-nosed bat) is the source of this 3103-nucleotide messenger RNA. Its product is annotated as C-C chemokine receptor type 1-like. Gene Ontology annotation, cellular component: membrane; cytoplasm. Gene Ontology annotation, biological process: immune response; G protein-coupled receptor signaling pathway; positive regulation of monocyte chemotaxis. Bases 299 to 1369 code for a protein of 356 amino acids. Lineage: Eukaryota; Metazoa; Chordata; Mammalia; Chiroptera; Phyllostomidae. The transcript has 2 exons. The record is from RefSeq and is a predicted model, not a curated record. Gene Ontology annotation, molecular function: C-C chemokine receptor activity; chemokine (C-C motif) ligand 7 binding; chemokine (C-C motif) ligand 5 binding.